GCGAGGAAAAUCGAGGACAGGGAAGGAGGUUACCUAAAAAAGCAAAUCCUGGACUCGCAAGGGAUUAUGGAAGACAAGCACAGGAAAGACACCUUGCAGGAAUUAAUCAAAACAAGCAGCUCAGCUGAAAAAGCCUAUUUUGAGAAUCUGCAUGCACGAGACAAGAUCCUACAAGCAACCAAUACGCAGAAUCCCGCGCAAAUCACCAAGGAAUCUCAGAAACCUCAAGGGGACAGCUCAUCCAAUGGCCCACACAAAAGGCUCAAAAGAAAAGCCAAUCAAUCCCCACCAAACUCGCCUGCCCACAGCACAACACAGGGCAAAGGCAUCAAACUCAAGGGUCUCGACACAGCAAUGGAGGAGAUGGAAGCGGACUCUGACAAGAAGCAAGAAGACCAGGAGGAAGAAGGAGGAGGAAACACGGACAGCAAAGGGAAGAAACAAAGAGGAACCCAGGAAGGCUACAACAAAGAAGGAGAAGAAAUGAUGAAGGAAGGAGAUGAGGAAGACACAGCGGGAGGAAGAAGUGAACAGGGAGAAGGAAAAGAGAACAAGGAAGAAGACGGGACUAUGGCAGAUGACAACAUGGCACAAGACUCUGCAGAGGAAAACGCACGCAUGGGAAGAGUUCAGGAUGCGGCCAAAGGAAUAAGCGAGGAAGAUCAAGAAGACACCCACAGUUGGCUUGCAUAAUAUGUCAAGGGGCUAGAAAGAGAAAGAGAAAGAGAAUUCAAAAUCAGAGUUGCACACAAAAAACACAUAUGCAACCUGCAGAACUUCAACCCGACACAGCAAACACUGAGCAAUUUGUUCCCCACAGACAAUCAAUACGAAAUCCUAGA
Messenger RNA from Chara braunii, 842 nucleotides. NCBI's taxonomy places the organism in Eukaryota, Viridiplantae, Streptophyta, Charophyceae, Charales, Characeae. The record is from the annotation of a GenBank genome assembly.